This is a messenger RNA of Syngnathoides biaculeatus (alligator pipefish), 3102 nucleotides long. RefSeq names its product BRCA1 associated protein-1 (ubiquitin carboxy-terminal hydrolase) (gene bap1). Gene Ontology annotation, biological process: ubiquitin-dependent protein catabolic process; protein deubiquitination. Gene Ontology annotation, cellular component: cytoplasm. The record is from RefSeq and is a predicted model, not a curated record. Gene Ontology annotation, molecular function: cysteine-type deubiquitinase activity. Lineage: Eukaryota; Metazoa; Chordata; Actinopteri; Syngnathiformes; Syngnathidae. The coding region runs from base 159 to 2333 and encodes 724 amino acids. The transcript is spliced from 17 exons.
ACGCAAAUCGUAGGCGGCCAACCCUCCUUUUGUGUUUAUCUUCUGCUCCAGUGUUGUCUCACGUAUGCAUAGGCGCAUUCACGAUUACUACUUCUUCGGCAAUGGACCUGGGAAAUAACACGAUUAAAUGAUUGUGUGCACUGUGUGCAAACGCAAUCAUGAACAAAGGGUGGCUGGAGCUCGAGAGCGACCCAGGAUUGUUCACGUUGCUAGUUGAAGAUUUUGGUGUUAAAGGCGUGCAAGUCGAGGAAAUAUAUGACCUUCAAAGCAAGUGUCAGAGCCCUGUCUAUGGCUUCAUCUUCCUUUUUAAGUGGAUUGAGGAGCGUCGAUCCAGAAGGAAAGUUAAUACUUUAGUGGAUGAAACCUCGGUCAUCGAUGAGGAGAUAGUGAAUGAUAUGUUCUUUGCGCAUCAGCUGAUCCCAAAUUCGUGCGCCACUCAUGCCCUGCUAAGUGUGCUCCUGAAUUGCAGUGGUGUCGAGCUCGGCACCACUCUGAGUCGCAUGAAAGCGUUCACGAAAGGCUUCAGCCCAGAGAGCAAAGGCUAUGCCAUAGGAAAUGCCCCCGAGUUGGCCAGAGCUCAUAACAGCCACGCCAGACCGGAGCCUCGGCACCUGCCAGAGAAGCAGAAUGGCAUCAGCGCGGUGCGAACCAUGGAGGCCUUCCACUUUGUGAGCUAUGUCCCAAUCAAAGAUCGCCUCUUUGAGCUUGAUGGGCUCAAGGCCUACCCGAUUGACCACGGGCCUUGGGGAGAGGAGGAGGAAUGGACUGAUAAAGCUCGGCGGGUUAUCAUGGAGAGGAUUGGUCUGGCCACUGCCGGCGAGCCGUACCACGACAUCCGCUUCAACUUGAUGGCAGUGGUGCCGGACCGUAGGAUGAAAUACGAGUCCAAACUUGAGGUUUUAAAGAAGAAUCGACAGACGAUUCUUGAAGGUCUACAGAAGAUGAUCCGACUCACCCAGCCUGAGCUUGUCCAAGACAAGAAGCAGCAGGACUCGACUACGCUUGAAGGCAGUACCAAUUCAAUCAAGAAGGAAACAGAUGCAGUGCCAGUCACAUCCCAAAAGGCUGAUCAAGUUCCCCCUGGAAACACUAAAACCUCUGGAAAACCAGCAGGAGGAGGCUCGCAGCAAGUCACCAACCCCGUUGUUCAACGGUUGCCCGCCUUCCUCGACAAUCACAACUACGCCAAGUCUCCAAUGCAGGAAGAGGAGGACCUUGCUGCAGCUGUUGGACGUUCUCGAGCGCCGGGGCCUGCACGACCGGCAUAUUCUGAGGAUGAAGAUGACUACGAGGAUGAAGAGGAAGUCGCCGCAUCUGCGGGAGCAUCAACGAGGUUUAGACGGAAGGCGAGUCUGCGAUCACGAACAGGAAGGGUCGUAACUGGCAUGGAGAGCCAGAUUGCCCUCAGUGUUUUGGCCGACAAGCUGAAGAAGGAGGCGCAAAAAAAAGAUGCCCUCAACACGCCGCUGUCUGUGCGGACCGAAGGACGGACCGGCGGCAUUUGCAUCACGUCCGCUUCGCAGCCCUCACCCACGCCCAGCAACGAGAGCACCGACACGGCCUCGGAGAUUGGCAGCGCCUUCAAUUCGCCGCUCCGCUCACCCGCACGCUCGCAGGCCGCGACCCGUCCGUCCAGUCCCGUUGCAUCCCAUCUGUCACGCGUGCUGUUUGGAGAAGACGAACUGCUUAGGCUAGACUCCCGACAUAAUCGCGCUGUAAGAGAACUCGGUCCGACUGUCAGUGUGGCCCUGCUACACCUACUGGAAGAUGGAGUCAUUUAUUCUCUUCCACCAUCGGCGGAUUUGGCCGCAGAUGCUGUCAAGCCGCCUUGCAGUCCCGAGAAGAUAAAAGACAAAGAUCCAGCGGACGGGGAAGUGACGAGCGAGAAGGAUAAGGGAACAUCUGUGGAGGUGAAGAAAGAGGAGGCGGAGGAGAGCAAAGAUGGAGAUGAUGUGAAACCGAGCAAGGUGAAGCUCAGUGCUCUCGAACCCGCUGCGGACAGCAAGCUCCCGAGGGAUAAGUACUCACCCAAAGAGUUGCUUGCACUGCUCAAGUGCGUCGAGGCGGACAUUGCCAAUUACGAGGUUUACCUGAAGGAGGAAGUAGAAAAGAGAAAGAAAUACAAAAUUGACGAUCAGAGGAGGACCCAUAAUUAUGAUGAGUUCAUUUGCACCUUUAUAUCAAUGCUGGCCCAGGAAGGGAUGUUAGCCAGCCUCGUGGAGCAGAAUAUUUCCGUGCGGCGUCGUCAGGGAGUGAGUAUCGGCCGCCUGCACAAACAGAGGAAGCCCGAUCGCAGGAAACGCUCCCGACCUUACAAGGCCAAGCGCCAGUAAUUUUAAAGAAUCAUAUUUUCUCUGUCAAGUAACCUCGGCCUGUGAGGCUCAUGGGUCGUAAACAUCAUGGUGUGAAAAAAAGAAAAAAGCCGCACUCGGGAACUUCCUCACGCUGUCGGUUCAUCGCGGCGUUGUCAUAAUGUCAGCCUUCGUACUCCUCAUGAAACUGACCAAAUUGUUUGGUUAGUUUUUUUUUUUUUUUUUAACACCUGUGUAUAAAUGUAAUACCUUUUUAGUGAUAUUGUAUACUGCUAGUUACAGUUUGUAAAUACAGAAAAGUAAUGAAAUGUGCUUAGUGAACUUGAACGCUCGCAGUUUGUAAUGUUUUUGGGCACUUGACACGUUUUAGGUUCAUGACAUGUAUAGAUGGAAGUUUUUCCUGAAUCAUGGUUUCUUUGGCGUUUAUGUGUCAUAAAAUUACAUCUGCUAUUACUACCCACCCAUCAAACACCAUUUUUUAAAAACGACAUUCCAUAUGGACAGUUAUAAAACCAAGAAAAAAAAGAAUAAUGAUAAUUACCCCUUGUGUCAAAGUGUUUUCAUAUUGCUGUAUUUUUUUUUACCUCAAUUUCAUUGGGGUGAAUUUUUUUCUGUACCUCAGAGAUCUAAGAGUGGAGGAAUAAUUAAUUUGCAUGUGCGUUUGUGUGUGUGUGUGUGUGGUGUGUGUGUGUGUUGUACUUAUUUAUAUGUUACUCAGCUCAGCAAGAACUCCCUGAGCUCAAUUGCCACGCGCUUGUCAUUUCAUACUACAAUAAAGUACAUUCAAAAA